Molecule: messenger RNA, 591 nt
Organism: Pseudoliparis swirei
Lineage: Eukaryota; Metazoa; Chordata; Actinopteri; Perciformes; Liparidae
Exons: 1
Coding region: 1-591 (196 amino acids)
Source: RefSeq, a predicted model, not a curated record
AUGCUUGAAGCGUCCCUCAGUGAAGCGUCCCUCAGUGAAGAGUCCCUCAGUGAAGCGUCCUUCAGUGAAGCGUCCCUCAGUGAAGCGUCCUUCAGUGAAGCGUCCCUCAGUGAAGCGUCCUUCAGUGAAGCGUCCCUCAGUGAAGCGUCCUUCAGUGAAGCGUCCCUCAGUGAAGCGUCCUUCAGUGAAGCGUCCCUCAGUGAAGCGUCCUUCAGUGAAGCGUCCCUCAGUGAAGCGUCCCUCAGUGAAGCGUCCUUCAGUGAAGCGUCCCUCAGUGAAGCGUCCUUCAGUGAAGCGUCCCUCAGUGAAGCGUCCCUCAGUGAAGCGUCCUUCAGAGAAGCGUCCCUCAGUGAAGCGUCCUUCAGUGAAGCGUCCUUCAGUGAAGCGUCCCUCAGUGAAGCGUCCUUCAGUGAAGCGUCCCUCAGUGAAGCGUCCUUCAGUGAAGCGUCCCUCAGUGAAGAGUCCCUCAGUGAAGCGUCCCUCAGUGAAGAGUCCCUCAGUGAAGCGUCCCUCAGUGAAGCGUCCCUCAGUGAAGCGCCCCUCAGUGAAGCGUCCCUCAGUGAAGCGUCCCUCAGUGAAGCGCUCCAGUGA